AUGCGCCCAUUCAGCCGACCAAUGGCCAAGCACGCGCCGCGCGCCCACCUGCUGCUGGCCCUCGCCGCCGCGGCCGCGCUUGCCGCCUGCGUGCGCCCCGCUGCUGCCGGCCAGGCGCCGCUGGCGGCAUCGGCGCGCGACGUGCCCAUCUCUGGCCGCGACCGCGUCUACGCGACCUGCCAGACCAGCAAUACCCUGUCAGUCAUUGACCCCGCGGCCGGGAAGCUCCUGGGCGUCAUCACCCUGGGCGGCAUCCUGCCGGCGACGCUGGGCGCCACAUAUAUCGCCAAUUCCCUGGUCCACGGCAUCGGGUACUCACCAGACGGCAGGACCGUCGUCGCCGUCGCCGUGGCCAGCAAUUCGGUCAUCUUCAUAGUGCCGGCCCGACCCGCCGCGCCGGCAGAGGCCCCCUGCCGCCCGGCCCUGCUCAGCCACACCCUCGCCGCCGCCGCCCUCGAAUCCGGCCCCGCCGCAGACACGGCCACCAACAGGGUCAAGGCCACCACCUAUGUGGGGCGCGCCCCCCACGAGGCCUUCUACAACAAGGCCGGCACCGAGGUGUGGGUCAGCAUCAGGGGGGAGGACUUCAUACAGGUCCUCAGCGCCACCACAUACCAGACAAUCGCCAAGAUCACGCGACAGCGCUCGCCUGUGGAUGUGGCAACGCUGGCGCACGUCUUCCUGCCGGUCCCGUUCUGCUGA
Messenger RNA from Monoraphidium neglectum, 702 nucleotides. Its product is annotated as YVTN beta-propeller repeat-containing protein. The record is from RefSeq and is a predicted model, not a curated record. The transcript has 3 exons. The coding region runs from base 1 to 702 and encodes 233 amino acids. Lineage: Eukaryota; Viridiplantae; Chlorophyta; Chlorophyceae; Sphaeropleales; Selenastraceae. Gene Ontology annotation, molecular function: protein binding.